This is a messenger RNA of Miscanthus lutarioriparius, 2190 nucleotides long. Lineage: Eukaryota; Viridiplantae; Streptophyta; Magnoliopsida; Poales; Poaceae. The record is from the annotation of a GenBank genome assembly.
AUGCCGCUGCUCCCUUGGCACCACCGCCGCGCGCCCCCGCGCCGCGGAGUCGGACGGCGUCGACCGCUCCGUGGCGGCGUCGCCGACCUCGCCUCGUGUCUCGCGGGGUGCCUCCUCCUCCUCCUCGUCGUCGCGGCCGCGGCGGUGCUCUGCCUCUCCUCCCCGUCCUCCCGCGCGCGCUCCCGUGGCCACCACGAGGAUGGUGGCAGCCGCGGGUGCGGGAUCGUGCCCGGCGGCAGCGGAGCGACGACACCGAGGGUCACGAUCUUCUCUGCGCCGCGCCCGCCGCCGGAGGGCUCGCCAGCGCGGCAGGAGCUGGCGGUGCGCUCCUGGCUGGCGCUCCCGGGGAACGUCAGUGUCGUGCUCCUAGGCGCCGGCCCCGAGGCCGUCGCGCUCGCCGCGCGGCUCGGGCACCGGGUCACCGUCGAUGCCGCCAUUGAUUUUGCGUACGCACUCACAAGACCCUUUACCUUAUCAUCAUCUUUUACGUUCACGGGGACGCCAUUCUUCCACUCGAUGGUCGCAAGAGCACAAGCUGCCACCGACACCGACAUUUGCGUUCUUUUCGACGCUGAGAUCGUCCUUCUUCCCGAAAUUAUCAACGUAUUGGCUCGUUUCAGCAAGGUUGAUGCUGAUUGGUUCCUUGUUUCUCUGUCACGUAACGUCACCGAUUUCCAUUACCAGCUCGCUGACAAUGGAAGCCAUUGGGUACAAGCAGAUGGCAAAGAAGCGAGCUUCAAGAAGUUGCAGGAGAUUCCAGCUGACAAGUGGGCAUCAGAGAGCUAUGACAGAGGGCUGAUUGUGGCUUGGAACAAUCCAAGCAGUACUUUACAUGCAGGAGUUCUGCCUUCUUUUCUCUAUGGAAGAGGAGUACACAAUCGGUGGCUGGCUCACGAGGUUCUAUCGUCUGAGAUGAGGCUUUUCUUUGAUGCAAGCAGUCUGGUUCUUGGAAGUCUUAGCUCCAUGCAUGAGCUGACCUCGAGUAAGAUUGGCAGAUUACCUUCUGGAUCCUGGGAGUACAGCGUCAAUCGUCAUCUUGCUGCGAUUUAUGGCUCGUAUUGCUGUCAAGUACCAGCAAGACACUUUCCUAUGCUACAUAAAGUGGUAAAGCAAUCUGAAGAUUAUAUGCUCAGCAAAGUUGACGAGCUUUCAUUAUCAGAUUUUUUCAUCACUAAAGAAGGAAAUGCCCAUGGAGGAAAUAACCUAUGGAAGAUACAAAACAUUUCUUUAUCUGGAUAUCUACAGAGCUAUUCUUCUGAGACCUCAGCACCUGAGCUUCCAUAUUAUUUGGGUAUGCUACUUGAGCUUGUCGCUGAUAAGAAUAGGUCCGUUGUCCUUGGUGUGGCUGGAGCAAGUUACAGGGACAUGCUCAUGAGUUGGGCGUGCCGCUUGCAUCAUCUUAGAGUUACCAAUUUUAUAGUAUGUGCCUUAGACCAUGAGACAUAUGAAUUCUCAAUUUUACAGGGUUUGCCUGUUUUCAUAGAUCCAUUAUCACCAAAGAAUGUCAGCAUUGAUGACUGCCACUUUGGAACAAAGUGUUUUCAACAAGUGACAAAAGUGAAAUCACGGAUUGUUUUGGAGAUAUUAAGACUGGGAUACAAUGUGCUGUUGAGCGAUGUUGAUGUUUAUUGGUUUGACAAUCCAGUGCCAUUACUGUACUCUCUUGGUCCUGCUACAUUUGGAGCACAAUCUGAUGAAUACAAUGAGACAGGACCAAUAAAUUUGCCACGCCGAUUGAAUUCAGGAUUUUACUUUGCUCGCUCAGACAACGCCACCAUCACUGCAAUGGAGAUGAUAGUAGAACAUGCAACCAAUUCAGGCUUAUCUGAGCAACCGAGUUUCUAUGAUGUCUUGUGUGGGGAAAACGGAACAAACCGCAUCAGCAACGACAAAUGCUUGGAGCCCAACACAAACCUGACUGUUGUGUUCCUGAACCAGGACUUGUUCCCUAAUGGUGCUUACAAGGGUCUAUGGGAGAAGCAUGAUGUACGGGCAACUUGCAAAGAGCUUGGCUGUUUCAUCAUUCACAACAAUUGGAUAAAUAAGAGGAAAAAUAAGCUCCACCGACAAAUGUCAUCUGGGCUGUGGGACUACGAUCCUAGCUCUAGGCAGUGCUUGAAGGAAUGGAGUGAUAGAAGUAUCUUCAGAAUGAUCGGGCAAUUCCAUCUGUUUGAGGACACUAACAGUUAG